This is a messenger RNA of Lathyrus oleraceus (garden pea), 852 nucleotides long. RefSeq lists its product as uncharacterized. The coding region runs from base 57 to 698 and encodes 213 amino acids. NCBI's taxonomy places the organism in Eukaryota, Viridiplantae, Streptophyta, Magnoliopsida, Fabales, Fabaceae. The record is from RefSeq and is a predicted model, not a curated record. The transcript has 7 exons.
UACAUUUUUUACCAUUAAGAAUCAAAUCUUACCUUUAAGUUCUUCAUCCUCCAUCCAUGGCACUCUCUAGCACCUUUUGCAACUUCAACAUUACUCACACCAUCAAACACAACAUUACUACUUCAUGUUUUCCUCAUAAACAAAAAGAUGUCAAAACUCCCCAAAUCAAACGAAGAGAGCUCAUACUAAGGAGUGGAGAGUUAGCAACCAUUGCUGCAUUCUUCAACUUGAGUGGUAAAAAACCAGAAUAUCUUGGAGUACAAAAUAAUCCACCAUCACUGGCUCUGUGUCCAUUAACUAAGAACUGCAUAUCAACAUCUGAAGAUGCUACUAAUCUUGAUCAUUAUGCUCCUCCUUGGAAGUAUAAUUCCGAAGGUAGAGAAGAUGGUAUAACCAGAGAAGAAGCAAUAGAGGAACUGAUAGAUGCGAUAGAAACAACAAUACCACCAGAAAAUUUUACACCGAGGAUAGUUGACAGGACAGAAGAUUAUCUUAGAGUGGAAUACAAAAGUCCAAUCUUGGGGUUAGUGGAUGAUGUGGAGUUCUGGUUUCCACAAGACAAGGACUCAAUUGUUGAGUAUCGAUCAGCAUCAAGGGUGGGAAUUUUUGAUUUUGAUACCAAUAGAAGAAGAAUUAAGGCGUUGCGACUAGAGUUGGAAAAUAGAGGAUGGACAUCUCUAGACUCAAUGGCUACAUGAAAUUGUUUCACAUUAUUUGCUUCCCCAGAUUCAAGAUGAGGAUCUUCUUUUAAUUAUAAUCAUGAUUGUGCAACUUAUUUGAUUAAGUUCUUGGGGUGGAAUUUCUUUUAUCAUGAAUUUGAAAUAAAUAAAAUUAAACCAUAUUUUAUGACGA